Molecule: messenger RNA, 1083 nt
Organism: Talaromyces rugulosus
Lineage: Eukaryota; Fungi; Ascomycota; Eurotiomycetes; Eurotiales; Trichocomaceae
Exons: 1
Coding region: 1-1083 (360 amino acids)
Molecular function (GO): nucleotide binding
Source: RefSeq, a predicted model, not a curated record
AUGACAGCCAUUGUGAAAAUAGCCAUUGUCGGCGGUGGGCUUAUCGCCCCUCGCCACGCUGCUGCUGUGCAUUUGCAUCCAGCAGCCGAACUCGUUGCUCUCGUUGAACCCUCACCCAAGGGCCCCGAGACCGCUGCGCAGUUCAACACUCGCCUAUACACCUCUGUUGCAGACCUACUUGCAAGUAAAGACGUCAAGCCAGACGCUGCCAUCGUCUGCACGCCCAACCACACGCACGUCUCUAUAUCGCGAGACCUGCUCGCCGCCGGCGUACAUGUACUCGUCGAGAAACCGCUGAGUCACAGCACCGACACAGCCCGUGAUCUCGUCCAGUACACAAAAGAAAACGCCAAUGUGAAGUUAGCUGUGGGCCACCACCGCCGCUUUAACCCGUACAUGCUCAAGGUCAAGGAGAUUGUGAGCUCGGGGUCGCUCGGCUCCAUCAUGGCUGUCAAUGGCAUGUGGAUGCUGUUCAAACCAGACGAUUACUUCGAGCCGCCCACGGACUGGCGUCGGCGCAAGGACGCUGGUGGCGUGGUUUUGAUUAAUCUCGUGCACGAUGUCGAUCUGCUCCAGUUCCUCUUUGGCGCUAUUGAGCGUGUGCAUGUCGAGAAGAUUGCUCGCCAGCGUGGUGACCACCACAAGGCUGAUGAGGGUGCCGCAUUGACGCUGCGCUUUUCUUCCGGGGUUGUAGGCUCGUUCCUUGUAUGCGAUGCCACACCGUCGCCGUACAACUUCGAGGCCGGUACGGGGGAGAAUGCCAAUAUUGCUGCUGCUCCGUCCAAAGAGAACUUCUAUCACAUCUUCGGAUCGAAUGCCUCGCUAAGCGUACCGGAAAUGGCACGCUGGAGCUAUGAUGGCCGUCCGGCAAAAUCAUGGUAUCAGCCGCUCACUGUCGACAAGUUUGAUGUGGACAGCUCGGCGGUGCCGUAUGAGGGGCAGCUGGCUGCUUUCUUGGAUUAUAUUGCCGGUAAGGAGAAUUCGAGCUGUUCAGCAGUGGAGGGUCUACGGGCCCUUCUUGUGUGUGACGCUGUGAGGAAGGCUUUGGAUGGGAACCGAACUAUAGACGUCGAACUUGCAUAA